GUGUGACAUCACAGCAGGCAGGGCGGGCCUGCCACUGGCUCCACACUUCACUGACCAGGAGCAGCUGGAGGGAGGAGGUGGCCAGGUUUCUUGUUUGAUUCAAAAGUUGUCCACUUGGAGUGUCAGUGGAGACGUGAAGCAGGGGGACUGAGCUGGGGACACGAUUGACAGGUGAGACCCAGUCGGCUGUCGCCUGCCACCUGCAUUCCUGGCACGAACUGAGACUGCAGGCUGCCCUGGAGGUGCUAACUGCUGUCUCCCAGCUUCUCUUGAUCCCUCCCUGUCUUUCAACUGCUACAAUGAGAUAUGCUCCAGAAUUCAAAAAGUCCCCCUCGCAUAUCCUGAAGAAAUUUGCAGUGUGUGACAUUCCUCUGUACGACAUAUGUGACUACAAUGUCACCAGAGAUCGGUGCAAGGAACUCGGGUGCUGCAUUUAUAAAGGCGUCUGCUAUGAAAAAGCAGUUCCCACUUACGUGCAGGUGUUUUCUGCCUUGAUCGUGAUCAUCUCUGGGGCCUUUAUCAUCACCAUUAUUUACAGGCUUGUUCAAGAGAAGAGGAGAGAAAAGGGAGUCUCUACAGAAAAACCUUUGUCAUCCAAGUCCGGUGAUAAAGAGGAGGCCGCCUCCUCCAGUGGGAAGGCGGCAUCGAAAGUUUCGACUGCCAAAACAUCACAGAAGAGCGGGGAGACUGAAGGGCAGGAUACAACAGUGACAAUAAUGGAUGAUGAAGAAAUUGAGGAUUGAAAACUAUGAAAAGAAAAUAUGAAGAUUAGCAUAAGUAGCCAAAUGAAAUGGUGCAGCUAGUGAAUAACGGUUAAAAUGUGUGAUGGAAUGACCACCCAAUGAGAAAAAGAAAUAAAGGGUGGGAUUGGCACUCAGAGUCGCAGGAAGUUCAGGACUUCCCCAGCAGUAAGCUGUGCUAAGGAGAGAAGCAGC
Rhinolophus ferrumequinum (greater horseshoe bat) is the source of this 935-nucleotide messenger RNA. It is a transcript of the gene TEX29, whose product is annotated as testis expressed 29. Bases 300 to 743 code for a protein of 147 amino acids. The transcript is spliced from 6 exons. NCBI's taxonomy places the organism in Eukaryota, Metazoa, Chordata, Mammalia, Chiroptera, Rhinolophidae. The record is from RefSeq and is a predicted model, not a curated record.